AUGAUUCUGCACCAGGUCGAGAGCUUGGCUGCUGCUGGUGUGACCGAUAUUGUCCUGGCCGUCAACUACCGCCCCGAUGUGAUGGUCUCGGCCCUGAAGAAGUACGAGGAACAAUAUAACGUCCGCAUCGAGUUCUCCGUCGAGUCGGAGCCGCUGGGUACGGCCGGUCCCCUGAAAUUGGCCGAGAAGAUCCUGGGCAAGGAUGACUCGCCCUUCUUUGUCCUGAACUCCGAUGUCAUUUGCGACUACCCAUUCAAGCAGCUGGCCGAUUUCCACAAGAACCACGGUGACGAGGGUACCAUCGUCGUCACGAAGGUUGAUGAGCCUUCGAAGUACGGUGUCGUCGUCCACAAGCCCAACCACGCUUCGCGCAUCGACCGUUUCGUCGAAAAGCCCGUCGAGUUCGUCGGCAACCGUAUCAAUGCCGGUAUCUACAUUCUCAACCCUAGCGUGCUGAACCGCAUCGAACUGCGUCCCACCUCGAUCGAACAAGAGACGUUCCCCGCCAUUUGCAAGGAAGGUCAGCUCCACUCGUUUGAUCUUGAAGGGUUCUGGAUGGACGUCGGUCAGCCGAAGGAUUUCCUGAGCGGUACCUGCCUGUACCUUACCUCGCUCGCGAAGCGCAAUUCCAAACUGCUGGCUCCCAACAACGAGCCUUACGUGUACGGCGGAAACGUCAUGGUCGAUCCCAGCGCAAAGAUCGGCAAGAACUGCCGCAUCGGCCCGAACGUCGUCAUCGGUCCCAAUGUUGUUGUCGGUGAUGGUGUUCGCCUGCAACGCUGUGUCUUGCUGGAGAACAGCAAGGUUAAGGAUCACGCCUGGGUGAAGUCGACCAUUGUUGGCUGGAACAGCUCGGUGGGCAAGUGGGCUCGCCUGGAGAACGUUACCGUGCUUGGUGACGACGUGACCAUUGCCGACGAGGUCUACGUGAACGGAGGCUCUAUCUUGCCCCACAAGAGCAUCAAACAGAACGUUGAUGUUCCUGCGAUCAUCAUGUAA
This is a messenger RNA of Aspergillus steynii IBT 23096, 999 nucleotides long. Its product is annotated as mannose-1-phosphate guanyltransferase. Gene Ontology annotation, cellular component: cytoplasm. The transcript has 3 exons. The record is from RefSeq and is a predicted model, not a curated record. Lineage: Eukaryota; Fungi; Ascomycota; Eurotiomycetes; Eurotiales; Aspergillaceae. Gene Ontology annotation, biological process: cell wall mannoprotein biosynthetic process; GDP-mannose biosynthetic process. Bases 1 to 999 code for a protein of 332 amino acids. Gene Ontology annotation, molecular function: GTP binding; mannose-1-phosphate guanylyltransferase (GTP) activity.